Messenger RNA from Closterium sp. Naga37s-1, 798 nucleotides. The record is from the annotation of a GenBank genome assembly. NCBI's taxonomy places the organism in Eukaryota, Viridiplantae, Streptophyta, Zygnematophyceae, Desmidiales, Closteriaceae.
AUGCGGGGACCCAGCGACCAGAUCUCCGUAUCUCCCUCUGAAACCCUCGCAUUGCAGCCGAACAGCGCUUCUGCAACUCCGGCGGGGGUCCAGCAGCCCACCGCUCUCCCUUCCGCCGCUUCCGCCGCCCCCCCUCCGGGGGCAAGCCUGAGGCUCAUUCCCCUUCGUGGCGCGAGAUCUGCGCGAACCGCCGUGUCGCCAUACGCAACAGUACCGAAUUCUACUGUAACGACCCAGAGCGCGUACGCGACGCGGUUCGUCCCUCUCAAGCCGCGCCUCGGGAAGCUUCAGCACCAGCAGCAGCGGCGCGAGGUGGAGGGCGCGACGGACAUAGCGAACCAGGACGGCCCGAUACUGGUCUAUUCGAAGGAGUACUUAAUGUACUAUGGGACCUCGACCGAGGGGUCCGGCCAGGAUGUGAUUGGAAAAUUCAAAAAUUCGUUGGGCGGAGACACGGGGAACCGGGGCGACCCGGCGGGGGAGAACAGUGUGCGUAGUAGUUGGGACAUGUCGACCAACUCCUACCAGACUAACGACGACGGCUCUCAGCCGUUCGUCAGUCCCGAGGUCAUGUUGAACAACACGGUCACGGACGACUGUUUUAACGGCUGGGAAUCCAUCGACGGCACUUUCACGGACGACGGAUCUGACGGCUGGGAAUCCUCCGAUUAUAGGCCGAUCUACACGCAAGACACUUACGGAAUCUACCUCGUGCUCGCGAUCGCUUGUUGGCUACUAAUAGCCCUUAGUUCAUUCUAUGCGUUCUACUUAAAACCCGCGGGCCAAGUUCAACGUUAG